Solanum pennellii is the source of this 1056-nucleotide messenger RNA. RefSeq lists its product as uncharacterized. The record is from RefSeq and is a predicted model, not a curated record. NCBI's taxonomy places the organism in Eukaryota, Viridiplantae, Streptophyta, Magnoliopsida, Solanales, Solanaceae.
AUGAAGGAAGUUGGAAAAGUUGAAUAUUUGUGCCUCAAUAUUAACAAUUAUGGACUUGUAUUGGGUAUCGCUGCUAAAAUCUCCGAUAAAUUUCAGUCGGAGGAGAACCAUAGCUUGGAUAGUGACGAAGAAGAUUUUGAAUUCUCUUUAUCCUCUGAGAAUUCGGAUAACUCAAUCGAGAAAUUCAUCUAUUACUCUCUGACUAGAUUCCAGCAGCCAAUUUUCUAUCUUUUCAACCGGGAUCUAUUGCUAAGCGAUUCAUAUUGGAAUGAUGUUGAUAAAUCAAUGAAAAUUGAAUCAUAGGAGGAGAUGAUACCUGCCGGAAGUUACUGUAUGAGGAAGUUGAAGAUAAGUGAGGCAUUACCAGGAAAGUGCAACAAGAGUAAAUUAACCGGAUCUGUAUGGAAGCGAUGGCCGAAGAUCCGAGAUCUGUUACAGAGGAGUAAUAAUGAUGGUAAGGAAGAGGAAAAUUUUGUAUCUCUCACAGGAAAAGAAAAAUCAAAAAAUUCAAGUGAGCUUGUGAAGACGGUCGAAAAAUUAUUGAAGCAGAAGAAAACCAGCAGAGGAGAGAAGGGUUCACCGGCGUCUCAUGAAAGAACUCAUAGGAUUUUUCGCUAUUGGUGGGCGGCAGUUUCUGGUGUUACAAAAAUUAGAGAAAAAGCGACGUACGAUGUGGUUUUGUCUGGGAAGAGUGGAACGGAGAACUUGUACGCGUUUAGCUCCGGUUCAUCGGAGUUAUUGCCGGAAUUGCUGGCUUCGGGAAUAAAGAAUAAGUAUGGUCGUUAUAGUGGUGGAAAGGCGGGUUUUCUGGUUUGUUACAUGUGGUCGGAGAAAUUUGAGGAACGGGGUCUGGUUGGUGUCGUUUGUUCACUUGUUGUGUGGGUGAGGGACUGUUUUGCCAGAGACAAUGGAGAAAAGGGGAGAUAUGAGCUCGAAAAUGUGGCGGGGUUUUGGGGUCUCAAAGAAAUGGAGAAAUGGGGAGGCGGUGGUGGAUGUUCAAAUGGAUCUGGUGGCUAUUGGGAAAUGGAAGUGAGGGAAGGGUCGAGGGGUCGUUAG